This is a messenger RNA of Oncorhynchus gorbuscha (pink salmon), 3704 nucleotides long. Its product is annotated as E3 ubiquitin-protein ligase znrf1-like. The transcript is spliced from 5 exons. Bases 866 to 1510 code for a protein of 214 amino acids. Lineage: Eukaryota; Metazoa; Chordata; Actinopteri; Salmoniformes; Salmonidae. The record is from RefSeq and is a predicted model, not a curated record.
UUCGUCUGACUUGGUAGCCUGGGGCGAGCCAGACAUGAGCCUUCAGUGGAUUUCUAAAAGAUAAACAGACAAUUAGGACAAUAUUUUAAUCAAUUCCUCGUGAUUAAGAAUAUAUAUAGAUUACUGUAUAUUCCCUAUUCACACGCGUUACAUUGUUAAUCCGAGUAUGCGCACUGAACGCCUCCAUUGUCUACCAGAAGCAAGGAGUGAGAGCGAGCGCGCGGAUAUGAGAAUGCAGGGGAGCGGCAUACAUUGACCCAAAUCUCCGGGAACCGGAGAACAAGCGGACCCGGACACACGUAUGUCGUUGGAAAGACAGACUGGCAGACAGACAGCAACAGUUGUCAUGGAUAUGGUUAUGAUCAGCUGAACCAGUCUUCAAGACAAAAAUAAUAACAUUAAAGGGGGGUAGCCUAGCCUACUGCAGGGAAGCGCAACUGUCGGAACCGUUGUUGCGCUUUGUGCUUGUCAUCAUCCCUGUUGUGAUUUGGAGCAGGCUGUCCUGUCAUUCGUUGUGAGGGGGAAACGUUUUGCGUUUUGCUUAUCUUCAUCAAAGGGAGUUGUUUUUCUGUCAUUCAUUUGACAUCAUCCUCCUAUAAAUGGUCGUUUUUCUCUGUUGAGCUGAAUCAAAACAUUCGAGUCGCUCAUGUUCCAGUCAGGGAAAUGGGCUGUUGCGUCUGUUAUACACAGCUGCUGUAGUCAGACUUGACAACCGGGAUUUUUUAAAGCUGCCGUUUUGUCCCUGGCAAGAGGCGAUCAAGUGCACUGCAGACAGGCGUGUCGGGGGCGAUUCCAGUGACGGCUCUCGACUCUCUGCGGGAGCCCCGUUUCAACAGCCCCCACCCAAUUUUAUCGGGCGAUUUGGAUGGGGGGCAAGCAGAGUACGGCAGGGCGGCCCCGGGGUGCUUUUCACGGUGUCUCGGCUGAUGACAGCGCAGUGGCACCCUCGGCCCACUUUGGGCACUACCGACCAAGUGGCACUAUGGGGUUACGCAGUCGCUCAGUGAGUUCUGUGGCUGGGAUGGGCAUAGAACAUAGUCCUACGGUGCCCUUUGGUUUUUAUACCCCCAGAGGAACAGACUCGGACAGGGCUGGAGGGGGGUCUGGCACUAACGCCGCCCAUGGUAAUGGCUACCAGGAAACGGGCAGCGGGCAUCACACGGAUGGUAUGCUCUAUCUGGGCUCCCGAGGGUCGUUGGCAGACACCUUGCCCCUGCACAUUGCACCCCGGUGGUUUAGCGCCCACAGUGGGUUCAAGUGUCCUGUCUGCUCCAAGUCUGUGGCGUCUAAUGAGAUGGAGGUGCACUUCAUCAUGUGUCUAAGCAAGCCCCGCCUGUCCUACAACGAUGACGUGCUGGCCAGGGAUGCCGGGGAGUGUGUAAUCUGUCUGGAGGAGCUGCAGCAAGGAAACACCAUCGCCAGACUGCCGUGCCUCUGCAUCUACCACAAAAGCUGUAUAGACUCCUGGUUUGAGAUCAAUCGUUCCUGCCCUGAGCAUCCUUCAGACUGACUGACCUCUGUGCUCCUACUCCUACUGUUCAAGGACACUUUAUGUUCCUAUCAUGGAUAUCUGGACACUGAAGUAACCAAAAAAACUAAACAAUCAAAACAACCUAUCUAUCAAUUGAUCUAUCAAUCUAUACUUUCACUUCCACAUGCAUAAAAGAGUGCCCCUCCUCCCUGCCACCUCCCCCCUAGCCCUAAAGGCUGCUAACUGCCAGUCCCUAUGUUGGCCCAACUAGGCUGACCAUCCCUCCAGGCCAACUGCCUCACCAGGCUGCUUGGCCCCCAGCCAGCCAGUCACCACGCCACAUGGCCUGGUCCUCUCUGGGCUCCUCCGGGGGUCUGGCCCUUGCUCUGCUCUGCCUUCCAUUUUGCCUCCUGAGUUUGGCCCUGCCUGGCUCCAUAUCAUUCAUCUGGAUCCAGCCAUCUCAUGGCCUUCAUCAGGAAGAGACAGAGGAGGAUAAUGAAGAUAAAGAUGAAGAAUAGGGCUGAAUGAACCCUGUGUGCCAGGGCAGGGUAGACUCCCAGGACGUUGUCUGGUAAUGCAACAAAAGGCUUUCCUCCAAUCCCCAGAGUUACAGCACCCACCCACCCAAUCAUUAGUUGAAGAGACAUGCACUUGUCUUAGUCUUUACUUUGAGGUGGAGCAGCGAUGUGUGAAGUGCAACAUUGGUGUGGCAGGCAGGGUCUGUCUAUGUAGGUUUCUGUUUGGGUUGUGUGUGUGUGUGUGUGUGUGUGUGUGUGUGUGUGUGUGUGUGUGUGUGUGUGUGUGUGUGUGUGUGUGUGUGUGUGUGUGUGUGUGUGUGUGUGUGUGUGUGUGUGUGUGUGUGUGUGUGUGUGUGUGUGUGUGUGUGUGUGUGUGUGUGUGUGUGUGUGUGUGUGUGUGUGGAGGGGUGUAGACAAUGCUUCUAUAUGUGUCGGGCAGUGAAAAUAUCAGUCAGACUACACUUGUUCUGUGUGCGUUAGUGUGUGGAGGGGUACGUAGUUUAUGCUUGGUGGUGGGUGAAUGUGUGUGAGUGUGCUUAUGUGUCGUGGAGGACUGUUGGGGGUCGUUGGUUUAUGUCUUUCUAUGUUCUGGGGCUGUGAGGAUGACGUCCGUAAGCAUACAUGUGGUGUGGUUGAGGUUGGGGUGAUGAUGCAGCCAUCUCUGUAGUGUGAGAGCCUGAUUUGCUAAAGGGUCAAAUAGAAGUCUGAGACAAUACUAUGUGUUGGUCUGUGUUUGAAAUGUUUACAAUUUAGAUGUCCAUUUUCCCUGUGUGAAUGUGGUAUCGCUCCCUUUAUUUUGCUAAUGUUUACAGUUACAUAAAAUCGACAUGACAUACAAACUCUUUCUCCUUGUUUUUGUCCACCAGGUUUUUGCUGCGAUCGGGAAACGCUGACCAGAAUUAGUAAUUUCCCUGUAAGGGCCUUGAGUGUGUUCAUGUGUGUGUAUGUGUGAUGCCUCUUGGUCUAAGCUACUGUCUGUGCCCCACAUGUUGUCUGAUGAAAUAGGUCAGGUCCUCUCUGGUUGUGUUGGCUGAUGUGACUUAAUGUAAUGGACGUAUUAAAGACCUAAAUGACAGUCACAUCGUGGAGCUAUUCCGGGGUUAUAACUUAUUUAUUCACAUUUAACAAGAUUUGUUUUCGCAAAUCUGUCAGAGAACAUACAUUACUCUUCAGAAUGCCUCUAGUGUAUAAAGAAUAACAGAAUGAUUAUUCUGGAAGAAAACAACGAACAUAGCUCAACAAAUGGGUGAAUAUUUUUUCAAUUUCUGUAGGGUGAAAAUGUAGAGAAUAUAGUACCUGUGAGGCCACUAUAAACAAUUCAUUAGCAAGCAGACAACCACCAAGCUUCAACUGAACAAGGAACACAGGGAAGACAGACUACUAGUCAGUUAUGAUAGAGUAUACUAUACAUAUUCAUGUCUCCUGCUAACUGUAUCCCUGCCCGACUCUGCUAAAGGGCCAUAUACCUUGAUUUGAUUGAAUGUUUUGAGAUGACUUCUUUUCCAAGGAUGUGAAUGGGUGCCUGAUUUGGAGGUACCAACUAACUGUUUGAUGAUUUUGAUGUGCAAUCUGUGGGAUGAAUACUGAUAAUGAUAUAUACACAGUACCAGUCAAAUGUUUGGACACAGCAACUCCUUCAAGGGUUUUUCUUUAUUUGUACUAUUUUCUACACUGUAGAAUAAUAGUGAAGAUGUCAAAAUCUUCAAAUAACACAC